This is a messenger RNA of Larimichthys crocea (large yellow croaker), 1863 nucleotides long. Its product is annotated as glycoprotein hormone beta-5. Lineage: Eukaryota; Metazoa; Chordata; Actinopteri; Sciaenidae. Gene Ontology annotation, cellular component: extracellular region; cytoplasm. The transcript is spliced from 2 exons. Gene Ontology annotation, biological process: G protein-coupled receptor signaling pathway; regulation of thyroid hormone receptor signaling pathway. The record is from RefSeq and is a predicted model, not a curated record. Bases 1408 to 1797 code for a protein of 129 amino acids. Gene Ontology annotation, molecular function: hormone activity.
CUUUGAGUUGUGUAAUUCGCCACAAUUAACAUCAAAUUGAUCAGCGUAACCAUGUUGUUGUGACCUUUAUUUUAAUACCUUAUUGCAUUAUGAUUGAACAAUGAAUGGGGAUACAUUCAUUUUAUAGAUUCAGCCUGUAAAAGUCAUUUGUAUUCAUAUUACUAAUCCUGUAAGUGUCAAGCUGAGCACUGACAAUCCUCACAUCACUGAGAGUAGACCAAAGUUGGAUAUAGAACUGCACACACACGCAGUCACACAGAGAGAUACAGGCUGAGGUUAACAAAACAUAGACAAUCAUCAGUAUUUUCCAGGGAGUCUCCAUUAUUUCUGGCUUGGGGUCUCUAAUGGUAUUUCAUUGUAAUUGCUAUGAUGUCAGAGUGUCCGUCCGCCCUAAUGGGCUUCUAAAAACAACAACAAGGACAGAUUGGUUCCAUUCACUGGUUGUUGUUCGGGCAGAGAGACACCGGAGUCCAGCAGCUCAAAUCUCUGCAAGAUCUUCAGCUGAAAAGGUGAGAAGUGUUUUUGUUAAACAUCUCUUAUUAUUGUAGGACAGGUAUGCCUUAAGUAAUAAUCAAUUCACAAGAGACUUCUAACUGCUUCACGGACAAGAAGUGUGCUUAAUUAUGUCAGCACUAAGUGCGUUUUACACCCCACUUAGUGUAGUUUCAUAGCAUACUGUAUAUGGAGCCUUUGUACUGACAGCGAACACAGUGUGGUGUUAGUGGUCUCAAUGCUUCUAAAAGUACUCCACAGCGUGCUGUUCAUGCAGAAAGUAUUUUUAUUUCAGUGUUAAAUUUCUAAAACAAGUGAAGCAUUCUGCAGUCUGGCUGAGUUGACAUGAUUCCAGUUGUCUCUGUGCAGUUUAAGUGGUUUGCUUGAAAGCGUGCAGAGUAAUUAAGCAGAUGUCGCCAACGGCAUGAAGGAAAUCACUCUUGGUUCUCCGGGUGAACCAAGGCAAAUAUACGGUCAGAUUUGUCAAUAAAUAAAAGUUUUUUUUAAUUGUUUAUUUUCUGUUUGAAAGUUACAUUUUUCCUCACAGACAUAAAUAUACUUUUUACAGUGUAAACUGUAGGUCACUAUUGGUUGCAGUAGUGGUAAUGAACACUAGGUGGAGGUGUGAGUCAUGCUGAACCUCACAGUAUGCUGCUCUCAAAGUCAGCUUUUGUGGCUCUUCUUCCCCUAUAGAUGUAAAAUAUUGACAUCAAAUCUUUUGCAGUUCAUGAUCUAAUAAUUAUAAGAGGCCAAACUAAUUAUUUAAAUCUGUGCUUUACGUUCUACACAUAAUUUUUUAACUGUCAGUGAAGAGCGGUGAACAGGUCUCACUAGGUACAGCAGGUCACGUAGGAAGUUGAGGAAUUGAAUACUCUUUUUUUUUGUAUUCUUCUUUUUCUAUCCAUCAUUCCCAGCAUGCAUCUCUAUCCCCUGUCCCUCUCUUUCCUCCUCCUCCUGGUUGCUGCGACAGCUGUGGUGUGCGUUACCGUGACGACCACACUUCAUGGUUUCCGAGGCUGCGCCGUGCGAGAGUUUUCCUUCGUGGCCCAGAAGCCUGGCUGCAAGGCACUGCGCAUCACCACAGAGGCCUGCUGGGGGCGCUGUCACACCUGGGAGAGACCUGUACCGGAUCCCCCCUACAUCCACCGCCACCACCGUGUGUGCACAUAUAGUCGGACCCGCCACAUGACCGCCCGCCUGCCGGGCUGCCUGCCCAACGUCUCCCCUCUCUACCACUACCCCAUGGCUCUGCAGUGCCACUGUGCCGUCUGCUCCACACAGGACACCGAGUGUGAGACCUUCUGAUGGGCGGGACGCUGCUUUGAACAAUGUUAUCAGCAGUUUUACUGAUAUGACUCUAUGACUCUGAAU